Phymastichus coffea is the source of this 3866-nucleotide messenger RNA. It is a transcript of the gene mbt, whose product is annotated as serine/threonine-protein kinase PAK mbt-like. Lineage: Eukaryota; Metazoa; Arthropoda; Insecta; Hymenoptera; Eulophidae. Gene Ontology annotation, molecular function: protein serine/threonine kinase activity; ATP binding. The record is from RefSeq and is a predicted model, not a curated record. Gene Ontology annotation, biological process: regulation of MAPK cascade; intracellular signal transduction; protein phosphorylation. Gene Ontology annotation, cellular component: cytoplasm.
UAUAGGUAUAUAUCCAUCAUCGUACGUUUGGUACGCGGAGCAGCAGAAUGUGAGAAACCGCGCCCCGCCUGCAAGCAAGCAAGCAGCGUAAACUGCACCUCAUUCCGUCCAAGUGCGUGCAUCAUCCGGAAGCUCUGUCGACAGUGUCUGCCAGUGCUAACUACAGCCAGAACUACCUGCCGUUUUCCUUUUCGUCUCGUCGGUGCGCUCGUGACGUGCCUACAUGCCUCUACUACGCUUAGUUUUGCCUGUCCCUUUGGCUACCUAUAGCGUUCUAUCGAAGACUGCACUGUGCGUGUGACUGUUUGCCAGUCUGUGCCUGCGUCGUGAAAAUGUCGGCUAACCGCUGCUGCUGGUUCGGAUUGGAAAGUCGCUGUCGUCGCCGCGACUGUUAUUGCAGCAGCAGCAAUAGCCAGCGUCUCAGUUUAGCCGCCGGUUUAUGACGAAUUCGACCACGACCGAUUGACAAUUUAACAAGCCGAGACAGCUAAGUGCAGCCUUGCUUCCUAGCUCCCGUCCUGUCUUCCGCGUGCAGCUUGUAUCUCUGCUCUACUCUCCGUGCAUAGCAGCGCGCAUUUCCCACAAAUACAGAAUUUAGUGACUGCUUUCUAAGAUAGAAUUUUAGAGCUAUUGCAAUGUUUGCCAAGAAGAAGAAGAAACCCCAGAUUUCAACUCCAACAAAUUUUGAACACAGGGUCCAUACAGGCUAUGAUAGGCAGGAGAAAAAAUUUGUUGGCUUGCCAUUGCAAUGGGCAUCUAUUGUUGGGAAUAAUCAAAUUCUCAAGUCUACUAAUAGGCCUUUGCCUAUGGUUGAUCCAAGCGAAAUAACGCCAACUGAAAUUCUUGACUUAAAGACUAUUGUUCGCGGCCACAAUGAUCCAAGGUUAGGACAAUCAUUUAUUGGCAACAAAAGUGCAGAGAACAACUUGCCAAAAAUCAUUAGUGUUGCAAGAUCGAAUUCUCUGAGGUCCUCCAGCCCACCAAGACUGAGGAGAGACUACAGAAAUAAUUCAAAUCUGCCAGCCUCUGUUCCAGAGGGUCAAGAAAUAUCUAGCAAUCCAACUCCAACACAAAUGUAUCCUAAUUACAAUAAGCCUCAUGGCUACAUGGACAAAAUCAGACAAAAUUCUCCCAGUGUUGGACCAGGAGCCAAUACAGGUCACAAUAUUAUUCCUAAUCUGCAGAAUAUGAAUCCCAAUAUGCAAUCAUCACCAAACACACCAAAUAUGGGUGUCAAUGCACAGAAUUUGUCCAUGAAUUUCCAAAAUUUAAGUCCCAUUUCAAACAUGCAGAGUCCACCUUCCAAUUCAAACAUUCCACAGAUGCAAGAUUAUGAUUUUCAAAGAAUGAACCCAUCAAUGUCAAUGCCCCAAGUAGCCCAGUACAAUGGCAACAUGCAGCAAACUAAGUUUGAUCCAUCCAGAAAUCAACCAGUGCCUCAAAGCAUGAUGAUACAUAAUGCUCAUUCUAUGUCACCUGUUGGAUCUAUUGCUUCUCAGCGCCCACUAAGCCAGCUCAGCUCUCAUAAUGUACCAAAACAUAUGCAGAAUUACGGUCAGACAGAAAAUCCAAAUUUUCAGACUCAGUACCAGAAACCCAUUGAAAGUUCGCAAUCCAUGCACAAUCUUUCAAAAGCUGGUGCUAUGACCUCCAUGCCUGGUUUAAGUGCCACUACAGACCAGAAUCAAAAUAUGAAGAGUGCCAUGUCCUCUGGUAAUCUUGCUGUUGCUUCAACUGCAGCUUCGAAUAGCUCUGGAAAGCAGAAUGCUGAACAGAGACUGACUCAUGAACAAUUCAGAGCUGCAUUACAAAUGGUGGUAAGCACCGGAGAUCCACGGGAAAACUUGGAAAACUUUUUGAAAAUUGGUGAAGGAAGUACAGGAAUCGUAUGCAUUGCGUUAGACAAAAAGACAAAUAAACAAGUGGCUGUAAAAAAGAUGGAUUUGCGAAAACAACAGCGCCGAGAAUUAUUAUUUAAUGAAGUGGUCAUUAUGAGGGAUUAUCACCAUCCAAAUAUUGUGGAAAUGUACGACAGUUUCUUAGUGAAUGACGAGCUGUGGGUGGUUAUGGAGUAUUUAGAAGGUGGAGCACUCACUGAUAUUGUAACGCACUCGAAAAUGAGUGAGAAGCAAAUUGCUACCGUUUGCCUCCAGUGCCUUAAACCUUUGCAAUAUCUGCACUCGCAAGGCGUUAUACACAGAGAUAUCAAAUCAGAUUCGAUUUUGUUGACCGCAGACGGCAACGUCAAGCUUUCGGAUUUUGGUUUCUGUGCUCAGGUUUCUCAGGAGUUACCCAAGCGGAAAUCGCUCGUGGGUACACCUUAUUGGAUGAGCCCAGAAGUUAUAUCCAGGUUACCGUACGGCCCGGAAGUUGAUAUUUGGUCAUUAGGCAUUAUGAUAAUUGAAAUGGUUGAUGGAGAACCACCAUUUUUCAAUGAACCGCCAUUACAAGCAAUGAGACGUAUUCGAGACAUGCCGCCACCAAAACUAAAAAAUUCUACAAAGGUAAGUCCGGGCCUGCAGAAAUUUUUGGAGAAGAUGUUGGUUCGCGAUCCAGCUCACCGAGCAACUGCCGCUCAACUCCUGGAGGAUCCGUUCUUAAAGCAAGCUGAUCAUCCGAGCAUCUUGAUUCCGCUAAUGCGACGAUCAAGGCAUACGAAUUGUUAAGAUGAACGAGACUCGCUUAAUUAGAAAAAAAAUUAUACUGCAGUAUUGGAAUUGAUAAGGUCGAUAAAGCGAAAAUUAAGUUUUAGGCUUGCAUACAUUUGUGACGAGCACGUUCGACAUAUUGACGUACUUUCGACGCUCAUUCACUGAGAGCACGCAUUUAGUUAUCAUAUUGUGCAUCAAGUUAACUAGGUUCUAAUGAAUGUUGUAACAACUACACGAAAACCUAUUUCCAAGUGCCUUUACGGAGUAGGAUUCCUUGAUGAGAUGUAUAUAUACUAUACACAUAUGUAUUAACACAUCGUUUAGAGAUAUUGUUAUCGUACAUACUUGCUUUUUUUGUAUUUUUCGUAUACAUAUCACAUAUUUCACACGUCUAAUGUAUAUCGGUUCAAUAAGAUCCAGACUACAGUCAUGUACGUUUUCAUCACGCUAAUUUAACUAACUUCGACUUAAAUUAUUUUAAAGUUCAUCAUUCACCAAAGGCAUUUCUUCAAAUCUUUUCACACUUAUGAACACUUUUUCGUCGUUGUUUUAAUUUCCACUAAUAGUCAUAGACAAUAGGUCGACAGCUCUCAUAUAUUAUCAAUUCGACAAUUUAAUUGAGUUGAAUCCGUACUUAGUACUUAAACAUUGAAUUAAUAGAAAAAAAACUAAUGUUAUAUAUUACAAACAAAACUAACCAGAUAAUCUACAGUUGUUCAAUUGAAAACUCAUAACUUUUACAUUCCACGUAGAAAAGGUAUAUGUGAUAUUUUUUAUCGGCAGAAUUGAGGAAAAAAAUAAGAAAGAGAGAAAGAGAUGAUGAAAAAAAUGAUUUUUUUCAUAUACAGUUGCGCGUUGAGAAAAUUAACUGAUGUAAACUUUGUAAACAAUUUUUAUGUAAAUGCAUUGUUGAAUAAUCUUAAAGGAUUAUAAUUCCAUGUUAAGGAACUUUUUAUCAUGCGUAGCGCUUGAUCUUGCCAUGAUCAUACGCCUGUAGAGUUUAGCAAUAUUAUUUUUAUAUUAAAAAAGACCAGAUCUAUUGUAUUAUCGAUCAUACAAAUCGCAUCACUUGUUUUUUGGAUGUUUGAUGAAUAAGUUUAUACACUAGGCUAUUAAUUUUUAUGAGUUUUUUGUGCUAUCAAUCACGAAAAUUACAAGGCGUUGUCGUGUAAAUAUAUCAAGAUUAUAGGUUCAAAAUAAAAAGUAUAUCCUUUU